Molecule: messenger RNA, 2552 nt
Organism: Periophthalmus magnuspinnatus
Lineage: Eukaryota; Metazoa; Chordata; Actinopteri; Gobiiformes; Gobiidae
Gene: gspt1
Product: G1 to S phase transition 1
Exons: 14
Coding region: 208-1932 (574 amino acids)
Biological process (GO): translation
Cellular component (GO): translation release factor complex
Molecular function (GO): GTPase activity; GTP binding; translation release factor activity
Source: RefSeq, a predicted model, not a curated record
GCGGGGCGCAGCGGCUGUAGAGCACUUCUCGUCCGCUGCGAGAUCCAUAUGCUUCACCAAAGCCAGGCUUAACAAAGCAAUGGGAACUUGUUCAAACGUGCUGCUAAGAGUCUGAACCAACACACCAGCAAAUACACGCACCUCUCCGGACUCACUCGGGCACUAUCCUCUUCUACUGCGGGAAAACUCUACUCUCGAACAGGAGCGAUGGAUCCGACAGACGCCCCGGAUUCGUGGGAGCUGGAGGAGGAUGCCGAGGCCCCGGCUGCCGCGGCGGAGCUCCCGGCCGCCUUCGCCUCUCUGAACGUCAACGCCAAGCCCUUUGUCCCCAACGUGAACGCUCCGGUGUUUGUGCCCAGCUUCCUCCAGACCAGUACCGUGGACAUGCCGGCUUCAGAGGGUAACGCAGAGCCCGUGGCCAGCAUGGAGGUGGCAGACACAGCCGCCCCCGUGGAGAAUGGAGGCACCGAGGCCGACAUGACCACAGAGGAGGAGACGUGGGAGCAGAAGGAGGAGCCCGGUGGAGGGGGCGGAGGUGGGGGGCAGGGGGGCGCCGCGGGGAAGGAGGAUGAGGAGAUGAUGGAGGAGGAAGAGGAGGAGAUGCCCGUGCCCAAAGUGGCCCCCCCUCCUCCAGACGCCCCCAAAAAGGAACACGUCAAUGUGGUCUUCAUCGGACAUGUCGAUGCUGGAAAAUCAACUAUUGGAGGACAGAUCAUGUACUUGACUGGAAUGGUGGACAAGCGAACAUUGGAGAAAUAUGAAAGAGAAGCUAAAGAGAAGAACAGAGAGACCUGGUAUUUGUCGUGGGCCCUGGACACAAACCAGGAGGAGAGGGACAAGGGGAAGACAGUGGAGGUGGGACGUGCUUACUUCGAGACAGAGAAAAAGCACUUCACCAUCCUGGAUGCACCCGGACACAAGAGCUUCGUACCAAACAUGAUCGGAGGGGCGUCACAGGCCGAUCUCGCCGUGCUGGUGAUCUCAGCCAGAAAGGGCGAGUUUGAGACAGGCUUUGAGAAGGGGGGGCAGACACGGGAACACGCCAUGCUGGCUAAAACCGCUGGAGUCAAACAUCUCAUUGUCCUCGUCAACAAGAUGGAUGACCCCACUGUCAACUGGAGUCUGGAGAGAUACGAGGAAUGUAAGGAAAAGCUGGUGCCAUUUUUGAAAAAAGUGGGUUUCAAUCCCAAGAAAGACAUCCACUUUAUGCCUUGCUCUGGACUCACUGGUGCCAACCUCAAAGACCCAGUGCCAGAUUGCUCCUGGUACACGGGAUUGCCAUUUAUACCCCACCUGGACAGUUUGCCAAAUUUCACCAGAUCCAGCGAUGGGCCUGUCAGACUGCCAAUUGUAGAUAAGUAUAAGGACAUGGGCACAGUGGUCCUUGGGAAACUGGAGUCAGGAUGCAUUAGCAAAGCCCAGCAGCUGGUCAUGAUGCCAAACAGGCACACAGUGGAGGUGCUGAGCCUGCUGAGCGAUGAUGUGGAGACAGAUGACGCGGCUCCAGGAGAGAACCUGAAACUGCGUCUGAAGGGCAUCGAGGAAGAAGAGAUCCUGCCGGGCUUCAUCCUCUGUAGCCCCGACAACCUCUGCCACUCAGGGCGCACCUUCGACGCACAGAUCGUCAUCAUUGAGCACAAGUCAAUCAUUUGUCCUGGAUACAAUGCAGUGCUUCACAUUCACACCUGCAUUGAAGAAGUGCAAAUUGCAGCCUUAAUUUGUCUGGUGGACAAGAAGACGGGAGAGAAGAGCAAACAGCGCCCCCGCUUUGUGAAACAGGACCAGGUGUGCAUCGCCAGGCUGCGGGCAUCAGGAGUCAUUUGCUUAGAGACCUUUAAGGACUUCCCUCAGAUGGGACGCUUCACACUGCGAGACGAGGGCAAGACCAUCGCCAUUGGUAAAGUGCUGAAGCUGGUGGCAGAAAAGGACUAAAGCGAGUGGCAGCAUGCAUGGAGAUCUUCCACUCAUUAUCAGAGGAGAGAUGCUGCUGGAGCCCACCCAACCUGCUGCUCUCCUCACACACAACUAUGCUGAGAGGAGAAGACCUGUGUGGAGGAGAACGCAUCACGUCAUAUGAAGAAAACAAGACUGAAUCAGUUUUUAUUAUGAACAAUAUAAAGCAGAGACCAAUUCCAGUGUGUCAGCUUUCUCAUAUUGAGAGCUCAGCUAUGCCACUAAUGUAGCGCCCCCUUCAGUACUCCCACAGCUAACAGCGCUGUUGGCUAGCCAUGCCAUUUGUUUUUAGAAUGGAGAUGGAUGCUGUGGUCCUGAGUCAGGGGAAGAAAAGCUAUCGAAAAGAACACAUGGAUCUCAUAUUCUGCAACAGAGCAGGGUUAGCCUAUAUUAAUGAUAGUCACCAACUACACCUCCCUUUAGAAUGAGUGGGGUUUGAUUUGUGUUUAAGAAGUGCGGGAAUGCAACACAAAAUGUUUAGUUUGGUCUCUCUCUAUCGGAAAUAGUUUGAGCUCACAUACUACUCUGAUGACCCUUGGAUAAACAGACGUGGCUGUUACAUAAUCAGAACUGAAAAUAAAUGAUCAAGCUGCAAAAAA